UAUAAGAAUUGUGCAUGUUUUCACCCGUUUCACUUUACAUCAACCGUGGACCAGUCUCUUUAUUAUAUUCCUAAUGUAUAACAUGAUCAAUUAAUAGAGAAACAACAGGGAAAGCCUACGUAAGUGGAGACGAAUCGGCUGCAGCCGAUCGCUUUACAAUUGGGAAUAUACGUUGAUAUAUCGGCACAUAUUUCCCUUGAUUUGUAUAAACACAAAUCCAUGCAAAUAUUUCACGGUCGAUCGGGAAUUGUCUAAAGGAUUUUGCAUGGCGUUGGAACAUCGGCAGGUUUAAUGGUGUCAACGAUGGAAUUUAGCUUUCUGACAGAUUCAUACGGUCGUUUGAUGUUGCACCCGACCUUUUCGGACCAGGAUUGCUUUUCCAGGUUUGAGUUUUGAAAGCGGCAGAUUGAGGAUCCAUGUUUAACAUGAGAAGAGCCGACUAGUAGCUGGCUAUGUCUGAAAUGUAGCUCGAAUAUUUUAUGAACACUUUAGAUGAUUUAUAUUUUACAUCGUGCACUAGUCAGUUGAUAGCCGAGUCAAUGAAGAGCAACAUCAAUUCAUUUAAGAGCUGUUCCAAACCCUUACAGACCUAAGGAAAUGUAGGCUUAAUGCAUGCGUAGCCUUAUUGAAUAGUUGUGCACACCAAGAUACGUUCAACAGUCCAAGAGCAUUAUUCAUUUUAAGACGGGUCAACGAAGAUCAGUGUUUAAUAUAUGGCUAUCUACCAGUGGACCGCUCUUCUCUAUGUUUAAUAAUUUGCACAUUACAGUUGAUCUGAAGCAGAAACUGACUUGUAAAUUAAACCAGUACAGUUGGUUUUUAGUUUGAUAAGGCAUGGCCGACAAGACUGCUCCUCGUUGCCAAUUGAGGUUGGAAUGGAUUCAUGGAUACAGGGGACAUCAGUGCCGUAACAACUUGUAUUACACUGCGGGGAAGGAGCUAGUUUACUUCGUGGCUGGAGUCGGCGUGGUUUAUAAUACGAGAGAACAUACCCAGAAGUUUUUUCUUGGACACAAUGAUGACAUUAUCAGCCUCGCUAUGCAUCCUGACAAGGUUCAAGUGGCCACAGGACAAGUAGGGAAGGAUCCCUACAUCUGCAUUUGGGACACGUAUGCUUUGCAGACGGUGUCCAUCUUGAGAGACAUGCACACACACGGGGUGGCGUGUCUGUCCUUUGACUCAGAUGGACAGCGACUGGCCUCCGUUGGACUUGAUGCAAAAAACACUGUGUGUGUUUGGGACUGGAAGAAAGGCAGAGUUCUGGCUGCAGCAACUGGACACUCAGACAGGAUUUUUGACAUUGCAUGGGAUCCAUUCCAGCUCAACAGGCUGGUAAGCUGUGGGGUGAAACAUAUCAAGUUCUGGACUCUGUGUGGAAAUGCAUUGACACCCAAGCGUGGGAUCUUUGGCAAGACUGGGGACCUUCAAACCAUCCUGUGUCUAGCCACAGCCAAGGACGAAGUGACAUACUCAGGGGCAUUGAACGGGGACAUUUAUGUCUGGAAGGGGUUGAACUUGGCUCGCACUGUGCUAGCAGCGCAUGGGGCAGGGAUCUUCAGCAUGCAUGCCUGCGAGGAGGGAUUUGCCACAGGGGGAAGGGACGGAUGUGUGAGACUAUGGGAUGUAGACUUCAAACCCAUUACCAAGAUUGACCUCAGGGAGACAGAACAAGGAUACAAAAGCUUGUCUAUCCGGAGCGUGUGUUGGAAGGCUGACCGUAUCCUGGCAGGCACUCAGGACAGUGAGAUUUUCGAGGUGAUGGUGAGGGACAGGGAUAAGCCUGUGCUGCUGAUGCAGGGUCACUGUGAAGGAGAACUGUGGGCUUUAGACGUUCAUCCCAAACAGCCAGUAGCUGUAACCGGCAGUGAUGACCGUUCAGUAAGACUGUGGAGCCUCGGGGACCACAACCUCAUUGCCCGCUGCAACAUGGAGGAGGCGGUUCGCAGCGUGUCUUUCAACAACGACGGCUCUCAGCUCGCUCUCGGCAUGAAGGACGGCUCUUUCACUGUGCUUCGUGUCAGAGACAUGACAGAGGUGGUGCACAUCAAGGACAGGAAGGAAGUCAUUCACGAGCUCAAGUUCUCCCCGGAUGGUUGUUUCCUGGCGGUGGGCUCCAAUGAUGGCCUGGUGGACAUCUAUGCAGUGGGGCAGCGCUACAAGAAGGUGGGCGAAUGCAACCGUUCCACCUGCUUCAUCACGCAUCUGGAUUGGUCGGUGGACAGUCGCUUCCUACAGACCAAUGACGGGGGAGGAGAGAGACUCUUCUAUAGGAUGCCAGCAGGCAAACAGCUGUCCAAAGAGGAAUCUAAGGGUAUCCACUGGAUGACCUGGACGGGUAUCAUCGGACCUGAGGUCAACGGGAUUUGGCCCAAGUACUCAAAUGUCACAGACAUGAACUCUGUGGACGCCAACUACAGCAGCGCUGUGCUGGUGACCGGUGAUGAUGUCGGCCUUGUCAAACUCUUCAGGUUUCCCUGCCUUAAAAAAGCAGCUAAGUUCAAAAAGUACAUUGGACACUCUGCUCACGUGACCAACGUGCGCUGGUCUCAUGAUCUCCAGUGGGUGAUGAGCACCGGAGGAGCGGACCAUGCCCUGUUCCAGUGGAGGUUUCUCCCAGAGGGAGUCAUGAACGGGGUGCUGGAACCUCUUCUGCAAGAGGGAUAUGCUGACUCAAACAGUGGGGAAUCUGACUCUGAUGUCUCAGAUGUUCCGGAGCUAGACUCAGAUAUUGAGCAGGAGGCACAGAUGAACUAUGAAAGACAGGUUUAUAAAGAGGAUCUACCUCAAUUGCGAAAGAAGCUUGUGGGUUCGUUGAAGCGCCAGAAGGCACCAGAUGAAGGGCUUCAACUGCAGUUUGUUCACGGUUACCGGGGCUGUGACUGCAGGAAUAAUCUGUUCUACACACAGGCUGGAGAGGUGGUUUACCAUGUGGCAGCUGUCGCCGUAGUCUAUAACCGACAGCAGCAUUCACAGCGAUUCUACCUUGGCCACGACGAUGACAUUCUGAGUCUGACUGUCCAUCCCUUGAAAGACUAUGUGGCCACUGGUCAGGUUGGCAGAGACCCAGCCAUCCAUGUGUGGGAUAUCCAAACGUUAAAGUGUCUGUCCUUACUGAAGGGGCAUCACCUGAGGGGUGUGUGUGCUCUGGAGUUCACAGUGGACGGGAAGAGCCUUGUUUCUUUGGGCAUCGACGAAUCUCAUUCUAUUGUGGUGUGGGACUGGAAGAAAGGCGAGAGGCUGGCCAAAGCAAGGGGCCACAAAGAUAAACUGUUUGUAGUGAAGUGCAACCCUUUUCGUAUGGACAAGCUAGUUACCGUGGGCAUAAAGCACAUCAAGUUCUGGCAACACACAGGUGGAGGCCUUACGUUCAAAAGGGGCAUCUUUGGGAACCUGGGGAAGCUGGAGACCAUGAUGUCUGUCUGCUACGGACGCUCUGAGGAGCUGGUUUUCUCCGGGGCGACCACGGGAGAUGUGUACAUCUGGAGAGAGACGACACUAAUGAAGACCAUAAAGGCCCAUGACGGUCCAGUGUUUGCCAUGUGCUCGCUCGACAAGGGGUUUGUAACCGGCGGCAAGGAUGGUGUGGUAGAACUUUGGGACGAUAUGUUUGACAGGUGCCUAAAGACCUAUGCGAUAAAAAGAGCGGUGCUGUCUGCUUCAUCUAAAGGAUUACUGCUGGAGGACAACCCAUCUAUCCGAGCCAUCACUCUUGGACAUGGACACAUCCUUGUGGGAACCAAAAACGGCGAGAUUUUGGAGAUGGACAAAAGUGGCCCCAUGACCUUGCUGGUUCAGGGUCAUAUGGAGGGUGAGGUCUGGGGUUUGGCUGCGCAUCCCCUGCUGCCAGUAUGCGCCACUGUUAGUGAUGAUAAAACUCUUCGCAUCUGGGAGUUGUCUGCCAACCAUCGCAUGGUGGCUGUCCGCAAACUUAAGAAAGGUGGAAGGUGUUGUGCCUUUUCUCCUGAUGGGAAAGCCUUAGCCGUGGGUCUGAAUGAUGGUAGUUUCCUUGUUGUGAAUGCUGACACCCUGGAAGACAUGGUGACCUUUCAUCACCGGAAAGAGGUUAUCUCUGAUAUACGAUUCUCCCAGGAUGCUGGGAAGUACCUGGCAGUGGCUUCCCAUGACACCUUUGUGGACAUUUACAAUGUUCUCACAAGCAAAAGGGUUGGCAUUUGUAAAGGAGCCUCCAGCUACAUCACCCACAUAGACUGGGAUACCCGUGGUAAAUUGCUGCAGGUCAACACUGGUACAAAAGAACAGUUAUUCUUCGAAGCUCCAAGAGGAAGGAAACAAAACAUUAACGUGGCAGAGUUUGAAAAGGUUGAUUGGGCCACUUGGACGUCAGUUCUGGGCCCUACCUGUGAAGGGAUCUGGCCAACACUGAGUUUUGUCAAUGCUGCUUCUCUCACCAAAGACUGUAAACUCCUGGCCACAGGAGAUGACUUUGGCUUUCUAAAGCUAUUUGGCUUUCCUUCUAAGGGCCAGUUUGCCAAGUUUAAGAAGUAUGUGGGGCACAGUGCCAAUGUGACCAACGUUCGCUGGUCCAACGACGACACCAUGUUGCUGUCAGUAGGGGGUUCUGACACGGCCCUCAUGAUCUGGGCCAGAGAAGCUUCCGGGCACAAAGAGAACAAGGCGGUGGAUAGCGAGGAGUCUGACGACGACGCAGAGGAGGAUGGAGGAUAUGACAGCGAUGUUGCACGAGAAAAGGGCAUAGACUAUGUCACCAAGAUCUACGCUGUCAGCAUUCGUGGCAUGACUGGCACCAAGCCCCACCUGCAACAGAAAGAGGUGCCAGUGGAGGAAAGGCCUCCUGUGAGUCGAGCUGCCCCCUUGCCAGAGAAGCUGGUGAAGAACAAUGUUAACAAGAAGAAGAAAGUGGUUGAGGAGCUGGCCUUGGAGCAUGUGUUUGGUUACAGGGGCUUUGAUUGUCGGAACAACCUUCAUUACCUAAACGAUGGUGCAGAUAUCAUCUUCCAUACUGCAGCAGCAGUUGUCAUACAGAACCUCUCUGCAGGGACGCAAAGUUUUUACCUUGAGCACACGGAUGACAUUCUCUGUCUCACUGUCAAUCAACACCCAAAGUAUCAAAAUAUCAUCGCUACAGGGCAGAUAGGCGAUGUCACAGAUCUUCCAGAGUCUGAAGUUUGUGGCCUUGCCCCCUCUAUCCACGUGUGGGACGCUGUGACCAAGCAGACGCUGUCCGUCUUGCGAUGUUCCCAUGCCAAGGGGGUUGGCUAUGUCAACUUCAGCGCCACGGGCAAGCUGCUGUUGUCUGUGGGAGUCGAGCCUGAGCACACUAUCAGUGUGUGGCGCUGGCAUGAAGGCACCAAGGUGACCAGUAAAGGCAGCCAUGCUGACAGAAUCUUUGUGGUAGAGUUCCGGCCAGAUUCAGACACUCAGUUUGUUUCUGUGGGGAUCAAACAUAUCAAAUUUUGGACCUUAGUCGGAGGCUCUCUCAUGUAUAAGAAAGGAGUGAUUGGUGCUGUGGAAGAUGGCAGAAUGCAGACAAUGUUAUCUGUGGCUUUUGGAGCUAAUAACCUGACAUUUACUGGUGCCAUAAACGGUGACGUGUAUGUGUGGAGAGAGCAUUUCCUAGUGCGGGUGGUGGCCAAAGCACACACAGGACCAGUCUUUACCAUGUACACUACCCUGAGGGACGGCCUCAUCGUCACCGGAGGAAAGGAGAGACCAACCAAAGAAGGGGGAGCAGUGAAGCUGUGGGACCAAGAGAUGAAGCGCUGCAGGGCGUUCCAACUGGAGACGGGUCAGCCCGUGGAGAACGUUCGAUCUGUGUGUCGGGGCAAGGGAAAAAUUCUCGUGGGAACAAAAGAUGGAGAAAUCAUUGAAGUGGGUGAAAAGAAUGCAGCUUCCAACACCAUGAUAAAUGGACAUACUCAGGGGCGAAUCUGGGGACUAGCAACACACCCCUCCAAAGACGUAUUCAUCUCAGCCAGUGAUGACGGCACAAUAAGAAUAUGGGACCUUGCUGAUAAAAAACUUCUUAAUAAAGUGAGCUUGGGCCAUCCAGCCAAGUGUACAGCGUUCAGCCCGAACGGAGAGAUGGUGUCCAUUGGCAUGGAAAAUGGAGAAUUUAUAGUCCUCCUAGUCAACUCCUUAACCGUGUGGGGCAAGAAGAGAGAUAGAAGCGUAGGGAUCCAAGAUAUUCGAUUCAGCCCAGAUAACUGUCUGCUCGCGGUUGGCUCAGUGGAUAGUGCAGUGGACUUCUAUGAUCUGACUCUGGGUCCAUCUCUGAACCGUAUUGGUUACUGUAAGGACAUUGCAGGCUUUGUCAUUCAAAUGGAUUUCUCGGCUGACAGCAAGUAUAUUGAGGUAUCAACAGGUACAUACAACCGUCAGGUUCAUGAAGUUCCAUCAGGGAAGAUGGUAACAGAGCAAGCAAUCACUGAAAGAAUAACUUGGGCCACUUGGACAAGUGUAUUAGGGGAUGAAGUCAUCGGUGUGUGGCCGAGAAAUGCUGAAAAGGCUGAUGUUAAUUGUGCCUGUGUGUCUCACACUGGUCUCAAUGUGGUCACCGGGGAUGAUUUUGGGCUUGUUAAGCUCUUUGACUUUCCAUGCACAGAAAAAUUUGCCAAACACAAGCGCUACUUUGGUCACUCUGCCCAUGUGACAAAUAUACGUUUCUCCUAUGAUGAUAAAUAUAUUGUCAGUGCAGGAGGCAAUGACUGCAGUUUGUUUGUAUGGAAAUGCUUGUGAAAAAGCAUCACCAAAGUUCACUGGAAAAUUCUCAAAGAUGUUGAAGAAGGAACCAGGUGCCUGAAGAAAAAAUCAGAGCUGCUGUACUCCUGAAAUGCUGCAUUUACAAAUAGUGGAUUGAUCAUUUCUAUCAACCUCUGAAAUGGCAGGGUAAUUAAAGGGGAUUCCAGUUUUUGAUUCCUUACAUUUCCACUUUUGCAUACAAGUGGUGAAAAGUGAGAAAUAAGCCAAAAAAGUAUAAUAAAAUUUUAAUUUUCAGUGUAAGCAGACCUAAAAGAGUAACUGAACAGGCCAUUUCUGUGUUAGACGUAAUGCUCUGAGCAUGCAGUUCAUGUUAUAAUAAUGCCAACUAAAUGAUGAUAGUGAGUGCUAAAUGUGUAAUCUUAUUUCACAGAUUAAAACCAGAUUCAACCUGUGCUGGCACCAAAAUAGCGCUAUAAUUUCCCCCCACCUGACUCCCCUUUCAUUCCUCUUUUGCAAAGAAUCAUUGCAAUCAAGACCAGGAUUUAUGUGUUAAACCGUUCAUGAGUGUUAAGCAGGAAAACAAUUAGAAUAAUGGUUUUGGUGUUUAGUUACUCUUUCAGGCUUGGACAGUAAAAACAUCAAUAUCUAGGGUUGUG
Molecule: messenger RNA, 7337 nt
Organism: Osmerus eperlanus (European smelt)
Lineage: Eukaryota; Metazoa; Chordata; Actinopteri; Osmeriformes; Osmeridae
Product: echinoderm microtubule-associated protein-like 6
Exons: 43
Coding region: 835-6717 (1960 amino acids)
Molecular function (GO): microtubule binding
Source: RefSeq, a predicted model, not a curated record